Molecule: messenger RNA, 660 nt
Organism: Prunus persica (peach)
Lineage: Eukaryota; Viridiplantae; Streptophyta; Magnoliopsida; Rosales; Rosaceae
Exons: 1
Coding region: 1-660 (219 amino acids)
Source: RefSeq, a predicted model, not a curated record
AUGGCAACCACCACCAAUCUAGUGGAGGCAACCCUCCCAAGACAGCUGAUCGGGCCCCACUUCCAUUCACAGCCAGGCCCAGGUUCGAGGUUUUUACCACUCUUAACACCACCUAUGAGAAUGUCCUGGUGCGUGAAGCUCUUAUCAUCCCCAAGCCACCCCUCGAGAAGACCAUCCAGCAAGCCCAUGCCAAACACGGGUGUCUUCUGUCGCUUUCAUCAAUUCAACGGCCAUGACACCGAAUCUUGUGUUGCGUUGUGCAACAUAAUUGAAGGGCUCAUCCGUGAGGGAAAGUUGGACAACUAUGUGCACAACCUAGCACCCCUGCCUAACCCUCACCAACGACAGAUCAACAUGAUCUCCACCAUCAGUGGUGGUCCUACCCUGGUUGGCACCUCCAACAACUCAAUCAAACAUUAUGUCCGCUCCACCUAUGCCCACCAGGUCUUCAACACCGAGCAGGGACGCUUGCCGAAGACCCAAAGGUCGGGCUGGGCUCCUAUUACCUUCUGCGAGGAGGAAGAGCGUGGUGUUAUCCUCCCCCAUGAUAAUCCACUCAUUAUCCAGGCUGACAUUUCUAAUUUCGACGUUGGGCGUAUCUUGGUGGACACUGGCAGCUCGGUCAGUGUGAUGUUUGCUGACGCUUUCAAUGAGCUCUAG